This is a messenger RNA of Rubroshorea leprosula, 448 nucleotides long. NCBI's taxonomy places the organism in Eukaryota, Viridiplantae, Streptophyta, Magnoliopsida, Malvales, Dipterocarpaceae. The record is from the annotation of a GenBank genome assembly.
CUCACAACAUCUCCUCUCCUGUCCUCUCCUCUCUCAGAGCAAGAAGAAAGAAGUCCUCUCGCUCGUCGUCGGUCCAUCUUCCAUUCGUCCGUUUAGCUUCCAGAAAUGGCACAGAUCAGCUUCGUGAGGGCUUUUGUUGCGGCUUUGGUGAUGGCGCUUUUCGCUGCCGUCUCGGCUCAGAUCAGCGAGUCUCCUGCUGCGGCUCCUGGUCCUCUCCCCGGUGCUGGAUCCUCUCUGGCGGUUUCUGGUGUCGCCGUUGGGGUAUCUUUGAUCGUAUCUCUUCUCGCUCUGUUGAAGCAGUAGAUUAGGUUGGGGAUUGUGUUGCGGGUACAUAGAAUCACAAGGAUAUGAUGAUUUGUGGGUUUUGUUGUUCAUUUGUUUGAUGAUUCUUUGUUAUUUGUUUGAAUAAUAAAUUGAAUUCUUUUAGUAAUAAAUUCUAGUGUUCCAA